Sorex fumeus (smoky shrew) is the source of this 1889-nucleotide messenger RNA. It is a transcript of the gene ADRA2B, whose product is annotated as adrenoceptor alpha 2B. Gene Ontology annotation, molecular function: alpha2-adrenergic receptor activity. The transcript has a single exon. The record is from RefSeq and is a predicted model, not a curated record. Gene Ontology annotation, cellular component: membrane. Bases 425 to 1798 code for a protein of 457 amino acids. Gene Ontology annotation, biological process: regulation of smooth muscle contraction; regulation of vasoconstriction; platelet activation. NCBI's taxonomy places the organism in Eukaryota, Metazoa, Chordata, Mammalia, Eulipotyphla, Soricidae.
CUGCUGCAGGCGCGGCUCCAGGCUCGGGCGAGCGGCCGCUGCAGCCCCGGCGCCUCCUCCCAGCCCCGCGGCGCCCCGCGCCGCGCCCCGCCCCGCGCCCCAGCCAGCGUCCUGCGGCCACGGCGGGACGCGCAACUUAGGGCAGCGACAGCAGAGGGACAACUUGGGAAACUUCUCGGGCGGCCGACGGCGGGGACACCGGGCGCGGGGAGGGGAAAGCAUGUAGAAGGGCGGUGGCUGGCCACGGGCGUCCCCCGGUUCUCCUGGGUCCGGUUCCGCCUGGAAUGAGGCUCCGGUGCCUUUAGCGCCGCCAGCGGGGCGACUCUCUGGUCUUGCCCAACUAGGUGGGCAAGCGUCCGAGCGGUCGCCAGCUGUGCACAGGCCCGGGGAGUGGCGCCCCUCUCUGGACGCCUUCUUCCCAGACAUGGACCACCAGGAGCCUUACUCUGUGCAGGCCACCGCGGCCAUCGCGGCGGUCAUCACCUUCCUCAUCCUCUUCACCAUCUUCGGGAACGCGCUGGUCAUUUUGGCCGUGUUGACAAGCCGCUCCCUGCGCGCGCCCCAGAAUCUGUUUCUGGUGUCGCUGGCGGCUGCCGACAUCCUGGUGGCCACGCUCAUCAUCCCUUUCUCUCUGGCCAACGAGCUGCUGGGCUACUGGUACUUCCGGCGCACGUGGUGCGAGGUGUACCUGGCUCUCGACGUGCUCUUCUGUACCUCGUCCAUCGUGCACCUGUGCGCCAUCAGCCUGGACCGCUACUGGGCCGUGAGUCGUGCACUGGAGUACAACUCCAAACGCACCCCGCGCCGCAUCAAGGGCAUCAUCCUCACCGUGUGGCUCAUCGCGGCUGUCAUCUCGCUGCCGCCCCUCAUCUACAAAGGCGACCAGGGCCCGCAGCCUCGAGGGCGCCCACAGUGCAAACUCAACCAAGAGGCCUGGUACAUCUUGGCUUCCAGCAUCGGCUCCUUCUUCGCCCCCUGUCUCAUCAUGAUCCUCGUGUACCUUCGCAUCUACCUGAUUGCCAAACGCAGCCACCGCAGGGGGCCCAGGGCCAGGGGGGAACCCGGAAAGGGUAUGUCUCAGCAGACCUGCCAGAUCCCCAGGGGAACCCCGGCCUCCACCAAACUGCCCAGCCUGGCUUCUCCUCUGGUUGUGGCUGGAGAGACUCCUGGACUCUCCAAGCCGCCCGGGGAGAACAGGGAGACGGGAACACCGGAAGAUCCUGGGACUCCUGCCUUGCCACCAAGCUGGCCUGCCCUUCCUAACUCCGGUCAGGAUCGGAAGAAAGGUACAUGUGUGGCACCUGCAGAGGAGGAAGCGGAAGAGGAGGAAGAGGAGGAGGAAGAAUAUGAGGAGGAGGAGGAAGAGGAGGAAGGCGGGCCCCAAACCCUGCCUGCGCCCCCCACGACAGCUCACAGCCCCCAGCUGCGGCAGCCCCAGGGUGCGCGCGUGCUGGCCACCCUCCGGGGCCAGGUGCUCCUGAGCAGGAGCGCGGGCGCAGUGAGCGCGCAGUGGUGGCGGCGGCGCGCACAACUGAGUCGGGAGAGGCGAUUCACCUUUGUGCUGGCCGUGGUCAUCGGGGUCUUCGUGCUCUGCUGGUUCCCCUUCUUCUUCAGCUACAGCCUGGGCGCCAUCUGCCCGCAGCGCUGCCGGGUGCCCCAUGGGCUCUUCCAGUUCUUCUUCUGGAUUGGCUACUGCAACAGCUCGCUGAACCCGGUCAUCUACACCAUCUUCAACCAGGACUUCCGCCGCGCCUUCCGGAGGCUCCUCUGCCGCCAGUGGACCCAGACGGCCUGGUGAGCCCGCGGCGCAGGUGGGGGUGGUGCCAGCCGGCAUUGGGGCCACCCUGGUUUUUUCUUUUGGGUGGCCACAUCCGGGGUCUUUUUGGUCC